UCACUUAUUGUGUGAGAGCGAUCAGUUGACGAAGUGUGCUCAAAUUUGUAUAGAUAUUAUAUGGUCACUGGAGAGAAAAAAGGACAUUGAAAAAAAGGCUCCGGGAUGGAGCGGGUUUUUGUUUUAUUGAGCGUUCUGCUUGUAACAGUGCACGCAGUUCCGAUAGAAUUGUCAGCUGACAGAGAAGCUAGGAGCUGUUCAAGAACAUGUACAGGAAGUAACAAGUUCAACUAUGUACCUGGGAAGACAUACAACUACAAGUAUGAGUCAGACAUCAAGACACAGGUUCAGGGAGCAUCUGAUGACCACGCCUCCCUACAUCUCUCAGCCGUAGUGCAACUAGAAAUCCUUUCCAAAUGUGAAAUAUCCAUGAAGCUGAGUGAUGUCACAUUGACGGAAUACGAUCCGCUUGGCGCCACAAUGAAGGAAGUAGUGUCAGAUUUUAAGGCUGGACUGGAGAAGUUCCCAGUGAGGAUCUCAUACCAGGAUGGUGGCAUAGAGGAAAUAUGCCUCUCUGGUGUUGAACCAACAUGGGUGUUGAAUGCCAAGCGUGGAAUUGUCUCCCUUAUCCAGAAUAACAUGGAUGAUUUUGCGAAAAAUCAUACUGUUUCAGAGACGGAUGUGUCUGGAGUGUGUGAAACAGAGUAUUUUGUGCGGGAGUCUGGCUGGUACACAACUUCUAUAGGAAAGUCAAAGAACUUGCUUGGCUGUACAGACAGGCAUGGCUACAAUACUGCCAUCCAGGGAGUGCCGUACACUGCAGAAUCUGAUAUCCAGUCUCUGCCAUUGUUGAAGAGUGAUCAUAACUGUGUACAUGAGGUCGACAAGCAGUCUGGCUUCCUGAAGACCGUUAAGUGCACGGAACAACACAUGUUCCGCCCGUUCUCCCAGGCCAGCAGUGGGGCAAUCACAACCACCUCGCUGUCACUGACCUACUUAAGUGCAACCACUGGAACAAAGCCACCAGCACCAAUUAAAACAAGAGUUUCACUGAAGUUUGAUCAUGUACAUGAUUUAGAAGGGGAGGGCAGGAGUCGUAAGGAUAUUACACGUAAACUGAUGGAAAUCUGCGAGAAGACAAAGUCCGGAGUUCGCCCUGAAACACCCAAACUGUUCACUGACCUUGUUUAUAUGAUGAAAUCAGCUGACAUUGAUACCCUAACAGAUAUUAACAAAAUGUUGACCGAGGGAACAUUGUGCCCAGACAAUGUGUUCAGAACUAGGAAGUACUUUUUAGAUGCUAUACCGAUGGCUGGUACGAGUGCCUCCCUGCGCAUGAUAACUGAGCUCAUAACCAGCAAUAUUAUCACUGGUGUUGAGGCAGACAUGUGGCUUACAACCCUCUCUUUUAUCAAGAAUCCAACGAUAGACAUGCUCAAAGCGGUCAAGCCACUGAUCAAUGCGCCAGACACUUCCGAGAAAGCCUUAUUAUCAGUAGGAACUUUGGUACACAGUUAUUGUCUUCACCAUGGUAACUGCGAUAAUGAUGACAUGGUCAAAGCUAUUGUCUCUGCAUUUACAAACAAGAUGUCUAAGGGCUGCAAGGUUAAAGACAACAACAUGAAAACAACACUGCUGGCUCUGAGAGGUAUUGGAAAUAUUGGGUAUGCAAAGCGUGCCAUACCAACGCUAACAGUGUGUAUGAAAUUGAAAUCAAACCCGGUAGAGAUCAGACUGUCAGCCAUAGAAGCCUUUAGACGGAUGCCUUGUGACUCAGAUAGAGUUGCCCUGAUGGCUAUCCUCCAGGAUACAGAUGAGGACUCUGAAAUAAGGAUAGCUGCUUAUAGAGUACUAAUGGAAUGCCCCUCAGACAAGAUCUUAGGUGUGGUAAGAAAUACAUUGGCAAGAGAAGAAGUGAAUCAGGUGGGAUCCUACAUUUGGACACAUCUGACAAAUCUGAUGGAAACUUCAGACCGCCACAAACAGGACAUCCGUGCUCUCCUUGAAGAUGAAACAUUCAAGAAAGAGUUUGAUCUUGACAAGAGGAAGUUCUCCAGAAACUACGAGGGCUCAGUUUUCAUUGAAAGGCUUAAUACCGGUGCCAAAGCUGAAGGAGAUCUUAUCUGGUCAUCAAAGUCAUUUAUCCCGCGCUCUGGAAUGAUGAACCUCACUUUUGACCUCUUCGGACAUUCUGUAAACCUUUUUGAAAUCGGAGGACGGGCUGAAGGGCUUGAAUACUUCCUGGAAUCAUUCUUUGGGCCAAACGGUUACUUUGGAAACCCUGAAGCAGAGAAAAGCUCUAAUGAGAUUGUACCCAAAAAUAUUCGAGGGGACAAGAUGAAGAAAAUUGAAAAAAGAUUCACAGCCCAGCUAGAUGAUCUUCGUGGUUCACUGUACAUGAGAGUGUUUGGUAAUGAACUACGUUACAUGAACUUCAAGGGAAUUGAUUCGUUACUGUCUGGACCUGAAUUCAACAUGUUGGACAUGCUUAUACAGCUAUCUGAAGAUAAUGACUACACGUACACUCACUCUGCCAUGUUUCUAGAUAGUAGUUAUAUUGUUCCGACGUGCUCUGGGUUCCCUCUCAACCUCACAGUGAACGGUACAGCCACAGUGGAUCUGCGAAUGAAAGGUAAAAUGGACCUGCGACAUCCUCCAACAUUAGAUAUUGCUGGACGUAUUCAACCAAGUGCUGCAGUUGAUAUAUCAUCAAUGAUGAGUGUGGAUGCAUUCGUUACAAAGUCUGGAAUCAAAAUGGUGUCAACUCUCCAUACAAGUACCGCACUAGAGGGCAAACUUAGCAUUGAUUCGAAAGGUUCAAUUACAACUGAAUAUGAAAUGCCAGAACCAAGGAUGGAAAUCAUUGACAUCAAGUCUUCAUUUUUCACCGUACACCGAGAUAUAGAACGUGAACAGAAGAUGAUCACGGAGAAUCGUCAGUCACUCUCAUACUGCUCACCGGAGAAAGUUGUAACUGUGACGGGGCUUGAACUCUGUGCUGAGGUUGAAUACCCGAAUGCCAGUAUGAAGGCUGAUGCCCCAUACUUCCCAAUGACGGGACCUGUCAGUGCUGGUGUAUAUCUCUACAACAGGGAUACACAUGUUAAAUACAGAAUGGAGGCAAAAUCUAUACAUAACAAGGCCAAAAACAUUGUCCAUUUCACAUUUAACACCCCUGACUCACGUAUUGACAGACAUGUGGAAGUUGACUUCAGCUUGAACAAAGUUGAUCUUACCCUUGAUGCUACACUAACAUCACCAUGGAAAAAGGCCAACGUUCAAGGUACCAUUAUAAAUACAAAACAGGCAUCUAGUAUUAGCGGCAAAAUGAACAUUGACGGAAAAUCUCCCUACUCCUUUGAUGCUAAAUUGGCCAAGGAUAUAAGCGGCAAUUCAUACAUCUUUAAACCAUCGAUAGAUAUUCAAGCCAACAGAAAGGCACUUGCAUCAAUGAAAGGAAUGCUAAGCCUAAAUAAGAACUGGAAACAACUUGACGUUCAAUUAGAUUCAGAUGGAACAAUCACAGGGCCUUUCUCCGCACAACUCUCUGUUCAUAACAAGGAUAAACUGAUGGGUGUUCAGGGAAGCAUGGGCAUAGCAAAGAACAAACAGUACUCAUUUGAUGUAAACCUUGCAACAACGGCUUAUAAGAAGAAGAUACUGUAUAAACCCCUGUUCUCUAUUCGAACACCAGCCGCGGAAGUCGUGGCAUUCGGUGGAGGAGUGACUCAUGUCUUUGGGAAAGGACUGGAUAUAAAUCUCGUGCUUGACAAAGUUGUUUCCAAGAAAAUUACUCUUAUAGGCAAACUGAAUAAGGUUGUAAAGAGACGUAGGUCAAUAUAUAACACCAAGCUGGAUUUCCGCUCAAGUCCAGCAGACUUCUUACUGAAAGCCAAGUUUGACAAGAGGAGUGCCGGCACAGUAGCGAGCGACAUUGACUUCACCUAUGUGAUCAGGCGUAUUGCAAGAAACAAUAUAAAACUGGUUUCUAAAAUCACGAACCAAAGUAGCAAGUCUCUCACCAAGGCUAAAGCAGCCAUAAACUUUGCAGUCAAACGUAAUCCAGAGUUCAAUAUGAAAAUCCUCAGUGAUUUAAGUCACAACAAAAAGCACACCGAGAUUAAUGGGGAUAUCUGGUAUGGAGCAGACUUUAAAAACGAUGACAAACAUAUUGACAUGAGACUUGAAAUGAACAGAAACCUGAAGAGUUUGAUGGCAGCAUCGGCAGAUAUACAAACUAGAGUUAGGGUCCCCGAACUUGAUUUUGUUCUUAUGAUGAAAGGAGCACACAGCCAUGAUGAGAAAAAUGUGAACUCAAACUUUACUUUUAAAUUUGGCAAAGGACAACCUAUUGAAACAAGUCUGACAAUCCACGAUAACACUGGCAAAUUAAUAAAAAUUGAUGCAGAAUAUAUACUCAGCAUGCCAGGGUAUAAUUUAGACCUUGAACAUGCUUUGGAGCAGACAGUGGAUAACAGGUAUAUAAGUUCUUUGAAAACCCAAAUAAAGAAAGGGCAACAGAACGUAAUCAUAACAACCAUCACACCAAAGACAAGGAAAAUAGCAUUCAGUUCUGACAUCAAAUUCUUUGAUCAAAGCCCGGCCAAUCUGAGAGGAGAGUUUGGCCUGGAGCCAACUCAUUUCGUCACUAGUCUGUCUUUUGAAAAAGAAUCAACGAAGUACGCAGGAUCUCUGUCUUCUGUCACAGAAAUUGGAAAAUCCUCCUGGUUGACUCUUGACAUCUUUCAUCCGGACAGACACAUGGUCAUGUCUCUCAAAGGUAAAACCAACAAUGACCUUAUUUCCGGAGAUGCUGAAUUACAGUGGAACACCAACGAAAAGGUAGCAUUGAAAACCUGGUUUGAAAAACCAACACCAGAAAAAAUAAAUGGCUCAGUCACAAUAAGCUAUCCUACCAGGACGUUGAUUCUUAACGCUCAUCAUACAGAAGGAUUGAAAUACUCGAGCCAUGUAGAUUUCCAAUGGGACCCAGCUAUGAAAGUGUCAGCAGACACAGUCCUUGACGUAGCCGUCGACACUAUCAUUGGAAGCGCUAAAGUGACUACACCUUUCAAUAGAAUGCCAAGACUUGCGCUCGAGACAAAACUUAGCCACGACAAUGAACAAUACAAUGCAGAUGCCAGCGUGUCUUGGGAAGAUUCAAAUAAGGUUUUUAUAAAAUCAGAGCUUAAAAAGCCAAUCAAUUUUAGGACGCUUGUUGGCUCCCUUUCAAUAAAAUCUUCUAGAGCACUGUAUGGUUUGAAAAGCGUUAGUCUGGAUGUCAACCACAAGCUAAGCAAUUCUCUGGCCUCCGAAGUACGAUUUGGUUGGAACAGACAGUUUAUACAAACAACAGCUGUGCUACAGAACACAACAAAAGGUAAAAAAGUGGGAUUUGAUGGCUCGCUUGAUCUGAAAACAUCUUAUCAGUAUAUUAAAAAGGGUAAAUUUAUCAUUUCGCACGAUAAUAAUGGUAAAAACUUUAAUACUGAUGUCAACAUCAUCAGGAACAGAAAAUCCUACAAAAUGGUUUCAAAGAUUACCCAUCAACCAUCUGAAGAUACAUACGAAAACACGGGUUCCGUCUCCAUCAGUUCACCCAACGGAAAUGUGGAUACUACAUGGAAUCACAAGCAUUCAGCAGUAGACGUUGCUACAUUAUUGACAUCUUCAUGGGGAAAGAAUAAAAACAAAAUGAUCACAGGAAGAUUUAAUAGUCAUUUUGACGAUGGAUUUUCUGCUACAUUUGAACUUCAAUCACCAUUCAAAGCUGUACAAGAUACAUCAUUCAAAGCUACCUACAUGAGAGAAGACGGUAGUUUGGAUAGUAAACUCGAUUUAAGUGUUAAUGGUAACAAAUUUGGAACAGCAGAAAUUGGAUAUUCCGCUACAGACGAUAAAUAUUCCGCCGGUCUCGUAGUCAUAAUACCAGAUCUCAAUGUUGACACGAAAGUAGAAGCUGAGGCAGCUAAUCCAGAGAACAGAAUGGCUCUGGCUUCAAUUAAGGCUGCUAUAACUCCUGAAAUUACAAUGAGUAUUGAAGGCACACAGAAGGUUUUCAAAUCUGGCUCUUUGGCCCACACACAGCUGCUGUGGAAAUCCUCGUUCCCUGGAUACGAACAAGUCCAAUACUCGUAUGAAGUUUUAGCAGAUGAUAACCUUGCUACCAUCACUACACUGCAAUAUAGCAAAGACAAACAAAUAAAACUGGAGUCCAAAUUUGCGUUCACGCGAACUGAAAAGCAGUUUUCUGCCGUUCUUACUACCCCAUAUAAGUCAAUGCCAAAGCUGCAAGGUGGAUUUAGCUUCCUGGGUGAUUUAGGUUCGUUCACAAGUGAUGCUUUCAUAGAAAUACAGCCCUUGUUCGACAAAACAUCAGCUCAGCUAUCUUGGAAUACAAAGUCCGGAUUGAUAUCCAGUCUAAGAAUUGACUUGCCUGUCGCUGAAUAUCCGUACUUCAAAGCUGAUGUUAAAGGUAUUUUCAGUUCACCAUCUUCAGAUAUAAAUCUAAAGGUUGAAUAUAUGCCAGAUAAAAUUAUUCAGCUUGAAUUAACUCAUAAUCUAAUUGAUACAGCUUUAACACUUUCGGCUAAAGCAGCUUCGCCAUUUGGAACAGUUUCAGUGCAGCAUGCUGGUAAUCCGCAUGAUUUUACAUGUAAAUUAACACUAGAAGACUCACAGAUGGACAACUAUGGUAUAGAUGUCGGAUUUACCAGUGUUGCAAAAACAAAAGGUGCAAUGACAAUUUCCUUACCUCGAAGAAGAGAUAUCACGAUCCUGUUUACUCACGCAGGUGAUGUUAUGGAUUUCAAUACACAUGCUGAAGUUCAGCAUAACAGGAUGAAUUCGUUUGUAUCAGAUUUGAGCUUUUCAGCAAAUGAUAAAGUUAAACUGUCACUUAGUGGCUCUCUGAGGACUCAAGUUAUCUCCGACACUGAAGAGUAUGAAGCAGUCUUUAGAUACGACGGUAUUCCUUUGAAAUUUAGCACGCAUGGAGAAUUUUCAACUACAAGUUUAGGAAAGUCACAAGCGGAUGUUAAUUUCGACAUGAUCACUAAUACGGAAGGGAACUUUGUAAUAAAGUCCCCUUUAAUAAAAAACAUAAAAUCAUCUUUUAAUAUUUUCCAGCGAGAUCAUUAUAUUGAAACCAAUGUUGAUAUCAUUCAUGGUGGAAGAAAAAUUGUAAACAUGCAAGCAAGUCUGAAUAAACUUGACAAUGUAAUUGGUGAAAUGAAAUUGAAAACACCAUUUUUUGAGGAUAUUGCAUUUAUGACCAGAUUUGAUGGGGAAAUUAAAAGUUUUGUGAUCAGGUCGGAGGGAGCAUAUGGUACUAACAAGGCUGAUAUAGAUUUGUCUUCCAAGAUUGAUACCAAACUGCUACAACAGAAAAUCAGUCUAAGUGUUACAGGCAUGGAUGACAUUUCUGCAGAAAUAAAUCAUAAUGGUGACCUUUCACAACUGAAGUCCUACGGAGAACUUAAUUUUGGCCAAAACAGACAUAGGACAGAUAUUAUUUUCAGUAACAGUAAGACUACAGAAGGAAGCUUUUCUCUAGAGUCACCGCUUAUUAAGCCAAUCGCUGCCAGUUUCCAGAUCAGUGGACGUCUUCAUGAUUCUAGAUCGCAUGCUGAAUUUACAAUUGGCUCGGAUAUCAGUGCAGCCGAUAUGUCUUACAGUUACAAAUCAAGUCAAGAUGCUUCUUUAGAUAUAAAUGUUAGAAGCCCUUUCAUACACGACGUUUCAGUAAGUUUAAGUAACACGAAAAGAGAACAAGGGGCGGUAAAUUCGAAAGGACGUCUUUCUAUUGAAGGCAUGGCUGACUUUGAUCUUACAUUUUCAUUAGCAAGAAGACCAUUUGCUGUUGAACUAGCAUUAAAUACACCGUUGGAAAAUUUUACUAACUUUGAAACAUCAUUGUCUAUGAAACAUUUGAGUGAAGAUAGCAAGGCUUUCCAUUUUGACUACACUUUCAAUGAAAAGAAAUCUGAAGUGGAUGCGACAUAUAGCCAAGUUGGUAAAUACGUAGGUCAGUUGUCAAUAAAAUCACAUCUAACUCCAGAUAGCUCUGUUAGUUUUGAACAUGAGGGUAAAUUUAACAAUUUUAGAGGCCACGCUGAAUAUAACAUCGGUAGCAAAAAGUCAGAAAUCGAUAUUUUCUACAGUGGUCUGUCAAGACACGAAGGGUUGAUGACCAUUAAGUCGCAUUUAACACCAGACUUGUCCAUUGGUUUUGAGCAUGACGGAACUCUGAACAAUUUCAAAAGUCAUGGCGAAUAUAGCAUUGGAUUUGACAAGAGGGAGGUCGACGUUAGUGUUAAUGUAGAAAAUGACAUUGACAUCAAUAUACAGUACAAAUGCCCAGCUCAUGGUGUAUCUACAGCUGCAUUUAUGCACUCAGGCAUGCUGACAGACUUUAAAUGCCAUGCUGAAAUUACAAGAAGCGCUGAGAAAUGGGAAGGCGAUUUGUCUUUUACUUCAAACAACAAAAACAUUCAGGGUCAGUUAAAUCUUAAACCAUCUUAUUCAUCCGAGCUCGAGCCUCUGAAGAUAUCUUUUGAGCAAACUUUAGAACUAACUAACUUCAAAUCUCACAGCCAAUUUAUGCUAGGUGAAGACAAGACAACAAACGUAAUAACAAUGCUACUUUCGGAGCGAGUUGUUUCAGCCACUUUUAGGACGACAUCACCGUAUUAUACGGAUGUAUCAGCUAAUUUUAGAUCGGAGGGAGAACCUAAGAAUUUCAAUUUAAACGCUGACUUCGUAUUUGGAUCAGAUCAAAUGGAUACUGAUUUUGCAUUUGAAAUAACAAACACUUCUGUUGGCUCAUCAUUUAGCCUUAAGUCUUCGCUGUGUAAAGACAUUGUAGGGAGUUUCAACCUGCAAGGUAAACAGGCUGACUUCUCAUCAGAUAUAAACAUUAAUAUCGACAACAAUGAAAACACUGGACAUAUCAGUUUUAAACAUACUGGUCAAGAAGUAGCCUCUUCACUUGACAUCAAGUCAGCUUAUAUGGAUGAUAUCAGUUUGAAUUUACAUCACAGUGGUGCACUUGAAAAAUUCACAACACAGUACGACACGACCAUUGCCGGAAAGAAAAACAAAGCACUAGUAGCUCUGAAUCUAAGGGACAACGUAAGUGGUAAACUUUCGAUAGAUCAGCCGAAGUUUUCGGUUGAGGGUUCUUUGAAAGAGGGAGUUAUGAGUGCCUCACUGUCAAAGAAUUUGGAUCAGUACACUGCCGCGUUCAGUUAUUCAUUGAAAGACAAAUUUCUUUUUGACGGUAAAAUUACCUCCCCAUGUGACGGUUACAGGACUAUAAGUGCAUCCUUUGAGCACAGCGGUAGUCUGAGGAACUUUAAAUGUACUGGAAAAUGUGUCAUUGAAGGCGAGGAGAGUGCUUUCAACUUUCGAAUGAAUACAGAGGACUUGUCAGAUUUAGAUGGUAGUUUCGACGUUUCGUCGCCAUAUUUAUUACCCAUUGAUUUUAAAAUCAAUAAUGUCAUUAAUUCAGGAAAAUACAUUUCUAACAUUGAAUUUAAUAGAGAUAAUCAGAUGAUAUAUGGAUUCUUUGCUUCGUUAAAUGAUAAGAGGAAAGGCAUAAAUCAAGGAAAUAUAGAACUGUUUGUAAAUGGAAUAAAACACAAAAUCGUUGAUGUUUCAGCAUCUCCUUCAGGAUUUAGAUUUUCCUCAGAAGUCUUUACUGAUAGUAAUAGCAACAAAAUGGAGAUUACAUUUUCACAUGAUCCAAAACUGUUUGGAAGUUUCUCAGUCAUGUCUCAAUAUUUCCCACAGAUACAGGCAAGCAUAGACUUUGAAGGAAAUCGGUCAAACUUCGUUGGCAGCUCGGAUUUCAUUGUCGACGGUGAAAAGAAAGGUCACAUCAGAGUUUCAUUUAACACUGAUGAUAAAACUGCUGCAACAUUCACAAUGGAAUUGCCAGUAAUUAAUUGCAAAGAACUGAGUGGAGAAUUCACUUUUAUUCCAGGAGACAGUGCAUUCAAAUUGGAGUCUAAAAUGACAAGAGAAUUCCGCAAUUUAUUUGAGUUGGAAUUAGACAUUGACACUAAAACCAAUUAUCAUAUCAACUUUGCACUAGAAUCUAAGGAACCUCAUCCUCUAUCCGCAAAAUUGUACUUUACAAAUGCCAAUCAGGUCCUGAAGAUUAAUUGGGAGUUGAUUCAUGCAUCUCAGAAUCUUGUAAGUGGAAAUGUAGAUUUAACGAUAAAGAAAGAACCCGUAUAUGUUCAUGGAACCACUUCUGUCAAAACACAAAACUUAGAAAAUUCUCUAAACAUUCACAUUGAACCUGAUACAAAAGGCUAUAAAAUAGAGGCAUCAUUUAAACGGAAUGAAGACACUUGGUCAGUAUUUACCCGUUUUGAUGCACAAAAGGACAUGGAUGCUGAAGUUAGUCUUGAAAUACCGAGGAUGGAAAAGAUCAGAGGGACAUUUACCCACACCCAACGUACAUACAGAAGCAAAACUAAUGCAAAGUUUAGGUUUAAUGCAACUCGCAUCGUUGAGUAUGAUAUGGACUUGAGAUGGAGAAAUGGGUUAGAUGGUAUUAUUUCAGUGACAACACCUUUCGAGGGUUUGGAAAAAACAAAAUUGAAAAUAGAACAUGAAGGUUCAUUCCCAAGUAUUAAGUCAUCUGUUGAGCUUAAAAUAGCAGAGAAAGUGAUUGGAGCUUCAGCAACCAUUUCAGGAACGGAUUCUACAAAAGCCGAAUUCACUUUGACUACACCAUAUGAACAAAUUGAAAACCUCGCAUUGAGCAUUUACCAUGAUGGAGAGCUAUCAAACUUCAGGACUGGUGGAAGAUUUACGUAUGCCACUGGAGAGGACAUUGAAUUAGAUGUAGACCAUAUGUGGAUCGGUAUGACUCAGCAGACUAAAGCACGGUUUAUGUCUCCGUACACUGACGAAGUUGUAGUUAGUGCAAAUCAUAGUGGCACAAUAGCCGACUUCUCAAGUGCUUACGAAUUGGUAUUGGGUACAGAUUUGAAGUAUAUGUCAAAGACAUCUCUGAAGACAGGAAUUCAGUUCCUUACAUUCUCUAAUGUAAUUUUCGCAACAAUGAGUGGGGAAACUUAUGAACAAAAAAUAGAACUGAAGCAUGAUGGUAAUAUUGAAAAAUUCAAAACUGAAGCCUUCUUUCAGUUUCAAGACAACAUGUACCGUGCAGAUACGUCGUUUCAGCUUGAUCCAGUCAUAGAAGGAUCGAUUGAACUUGUAACACCCUUCAAAGCAUUUAAAGACAUUAAAGCUUCUUUCACGCACAGUGGAAGUUCUAGUGGAAUUCUAACAACAGGUGAGGUUCAGUUUGCACCAUUGAAAAAAAUAAGCGGGAAGGUUGACGUGAUGCAGUAUGGCUGGAGACGUAUGGUAACAAAUAUUGAACUUAGGACCCCAUUUAAAAACAUGAAAGUAAACAAGGUAUCAUACCAGCAUUCCGGUGACUCAGACAGCUUCCAGUGCGACUUGGAUUCUUUGAUUAUGGGACAAGAGGUCACAGGAACACUGGCUGCAUCAAUGGAUCCACUCAGUAUGAACUUGGACCUAAAAACACCAUUGAAAGGGUAUGAAACAAUUGGCUUAAAUGGAAAUUUCCUGUCAAAUAAGAAGAAUCAGUUUAGUAACAGAAUGCAGGUAAAAUGGAAUCCAACCAACCAAAUCAUCAUUGAGGGAAAAUUAGGGACAGCCGGUCCUAUUGAUGGAGAAAUAUCAAUUAUGACACCCUUUACACCAAUAAGAGAAGCAUCAGUUGUGAUAUCUCAAAAGUAUCUUGCAAAAGGUUACCUUGAAAGCUUGAAAAUAACCCACAAUAGUAAAAGUAUGAUUGAUGUUGACGUAGACCACAGUCUGUUCUCGGACCAUAAACACAUUCUUGUAACAUCGCGUGCUCCAAAAUCUAUGAAGUUUGAAUUGGAUGGUGAAUUUACUUUGCCUUAUGUCGAUUUUGAUCUCGAGGCAAACUGGAAUACAGAAGACAUUAAUAGUAAUCUUAGGACAGAAGCUGCAUAUGAUGUAAGAUCCAAGAAGAAAACUGCUAGCUUUAAGUUUGCACAGCCCGGGAAAAUUCUUUCUUUUACUUCAUUGUUGAAUGGUAAACACAGUAAAGCUGAUCUGGCUUGGGGUUUGAGACCAGAGGACAAAGUAGGAUAUGAAAUCACUACUGGCGACUAUGAUGGUACCUUAAAACUGAUUUUACCUACUCGCAGUCUUGUAUUUGCUGGUUCCCAUAGAGGACAGAUCACUGAGGGUUCAUUCAUGUGGGACGCUGACGUUGAUGAAACCAGGAAGGUUGGGUUUAGUUCCCGCACAGUGUCAGCUAGCGAUGUUGUCAAUGCGUACAUAACAAUUAUGAUGCCAAGUCUCGGAAAGAAUAUAAAAGUUGGAUCUGAAAUCUCUGUACAUCAAGGCCGAGUGAUCUUUGAUGGUAAAACUGUUCUAUCUUACUCUGGUGAUUCUAGAAAAAAUCUCGUGUUUACAUCAAAACUUGAAGAUAUCUCUACAGGCGGAAGUCAAAACUACAGUUUCAGUUUUGGAGUAAGCCAUCCCUAUACUACGUUAGGUGUAACAGUGAACACACACGCCGGUAAGUCCAAAAGAGGAUACUCAGCAGGGGUUGGUUUAGAGUACCUUACAGUGAAGAGACAGACCAAAAAGUUCCAGAUUGGUGCUAGAAUUGACAAACUGAUGAAGACAAUAAGUUUCGAGCUUCAAAGUCCUAUAAAAUCAGUUAGUAUAUCUGGGAGCGCUCAGACUGAUGACAAGUUCCGUUUGUCACUUUUGAACAUCUAUGAUCAGAGGCAACCAUUGAGCACAACGUUCACUUUUGAUUCUACUGCACGAUCCAUUGACUUUGUCACACAUUACGAUUUAGACAAUCCAAGAAGAGAGUUCCAUCUGAGUGCAAAGUAUGUAAACAGUUCUGCCAUAGCAGCAGAAAUGUAUCAUAUUGUAAAUAGGGACAGAGUGACAGAUGUUCUGAUAACAGCACGACUUAACAGCUCGCACCUUCUUCACAGUAGACUUCACUGGAGACCUGAGACGGUUAAAGAUCUUGAGGCGUUCAUGGAAAGAAAGAAGCAGGAUUACAACAGACGUCUCCGUCUAACUGCUUCUAGAAUCGAGCCAGAAAUUGCUGAAGAAGUGACAGAGAAGUUCCGCAUGAUGUGGGAUAUGGUUGAGAAGGAGAUUGGGGUAGAAAACAUCGCGUCGUUUGAAGCUGCUGUUGUACCAUUUCUGGAUCUUGGACUUCAGACCACCAUUGCUAUGUCACAGCCAGUUCUGCAACAAAUAAAUGAAAUUUUGUCGAAGUCAAGAAAUAGCAAGGAUAUCAUUUCCCAGUAUCCGGUUGGAACAUUAGGUACAGAACUCGCAACGGAAACAUGGGACACUGAACGACUUGAAUCCCUCAAACAGAUGAUCUCCGACAACUUCAAUAUGGUUUCCGACCAGAUGAAACUGCCAGCGAAACAUAUUCCCGGCUAUGUAAGAAACGUCAUGACAGACGCUCUUAAUUACACUGCAGACAAGAUGCCAGCCGCUGUGUCGUCACAGAUAAGAGGUUUGACAACAAUCGGAUUGCUUGAUGCCAUGGAAUCCUUUAUUGGGGAUGAAAUACUGGCCGUUGAGAAAGAGGCAGAAAAGCAGUUGAGAAACAUUGAAGAUAUAAUCAUGGGUCAUAUCAAAUCUCCAUUCACUGUGUAUGACCCAGCUCACGGUGAGAUUCAGGUUGAACUAUACUCUCUGAUCCCGCUACAGUCCCUGGACAAGAUGCCUGUGAUUAACUUCCUCAAACACAUUGAGAAAAUAAGAGUUUUGGAGAGAUUGAUAGACUAUGUUCCAGAGGUGACCAUACCUGACAUCACCGCAGAAUGGGUCCCGCCAUUUACAGGUGUUGCAUCUGUUACACUUGGUCAUAAGAUCACCACAUUUGACGGCUACGUGUAUGACUUGAAUAACGAUUGUACCUACAUUCUCACUCGUGACUACACUGACGGCAAUUUCAGCCUUAUUCUAUCAAAUGAUGGUUACACCACUCUAACAGUUCUAUCAUCUGGAAAACCCAUCUCUAUCAAUAUGCAAGGAGAGGUCCUUGUCGGCGGUGAACUGGCAACUUUGCCUUUCACUGAAGGUUACGUCACAGUUACUCAGAGUGAUAAUGGCAUUGUUACCAUCAAGGGAGGUAAUCACUUCAAUGUAGAAUACGAUCUUACAGUUGAUCACAUGAAAAUCGAGCUCAGUGGUUGGUAUCAUGGCAGAACUGGUGGACUUCUUGGUAUCUAUGACAACGAGCCCUCAAAUGACAAAAUGACCUCUUUCAAUAAGGUGGUCGGCAACAGCUCUCGCUUUGCUAAAACAUGGGACGUUGGCACAAACAGUUGUCGUUGAUUAAUUGGAAAUAACGUUUGAUUUUGCAUAAUACCGUCGCAUAUAUGCAGAGUAAAAAUUGACCUGUUUAAUUGAAACAAUAGUUGUUUUAGAAAUGAUGUGAAUUAUAUUUAACAGCUAUAUUUGGUGUAAUUUUCACCUGACACAUGCUCAUCUUAUUUAUUCUACAUUUUCAUUCGCUGAUUACUUACACUUAGAGCUAAAAGCUUACUUAUGUCUGGCACUGCAUCUCCUUCUAACGUUACUGUGUCAUUGAGGCUUGCUAACUCAGGAAUUUCUUUUUCGAAUAAUAACUUCAUAGGAAGAUACAUUGCGUGCAUUCUGAGCGAAGACGCUGAAGUUUGAAACAACUAUUGUUUAGAGACUUUGUAGGUAUAUUUAUAUCGCCGGGUUCUCUUGUUAUUUAUUUCAUUUCUUUCUUAUUCUCCUGUUGCCUAUUUAACUACCAGCUUAAUUAUGUUUAGAACAUCAUGUUUGUGUAGAGACAUGUGUUUAUUGAUUCCGUUUUGUUAAAUCCCUUGUCUAAAAUUUACACAACAUAACUUUCUUUGUAAACAAAACUGUUUUAUUCGUUGUCCCAAUGUGAUCAUGUGCCACAUAUACAUGUCCUCUUUUAAUAUAUAUUAUUUGUGAUUGUUCCUUUGUGCCAAUAUAUGUAAAGUAGAUGCAAUAAAUUACUGUGAUAUUUAAUUACCUGAAGAUAGAACAGGUGCAGUCAAUGCAAUAAAUGAACUUUUUUUCUUGUUUAAGUGUAUUACGUAUGUCUAACUAAAUAAACUCGUGCAUUAUG
Molecule: messenger RNA, 15130 nt
Organism: Mercenaria mercenaria
Lineage: Eukaryota; Metazoa; Mollusca; Bivalvia; Venerida; Veneridae
Exons: 33
Coding region: 106-14340 (4744 amino acids)
Biological process (GO): lipid transport
Molecular function (GO): lipid carrier activity
Source: RefSeq, a predicted model, not a curated record